Molecule: messenger RNA, 1488 nt
Organism: Candidozyma auris
Lineage: Eukaryota; Fungi; Ascomycota; Pichiomycetes; Serinales; Metschnikowiaceae
Product: Zn(2+) transporter ZRT3
Exons: 1
Coding region: 1-1488 (495 amino acids)
Biological process (GO): zinc ion transmembrane transport
Cellular component (GO): membrane
Molecular function (GO): zinc ion transmembrane transporter activity
Source: RefSeq, a predicted model, not a curated record
AUGCUUGACUUCAUGAAAUCCUUCAACCAGGGGUGGUAUCUCACCACCCUCUCAUCGAUUCUAUGUGCGCUGGGCACAUUUAUCAUUUUCCUCGAUGACAUAUACAAACUUGUGUUUCCAAGGUGGUUUACGAGAAGAUACCCGUUCCAUUUGAAAGAAAAUUACUCGUUCAUGAAUGGAUCGUUGGCGUUUAGUUCGGGCUGUUUGCUUUUCACGGCACUUUAUAGACUCUUGCCCGAGGCCAUGGACAACCUCACUCCUCACGACGAGCUGAAACAUCAUCGCCUGCAGCGAGAAAUCAACACUGUCUUGAUCUCGUCGUUUAUUGGCGGAAUUGCAGCGUGUUUUAUUUUCAACCAGGUUUUGCAUCUUCUCACGGCGGAGUCGGUGGUGCAUUGUUCUCACGAUGGGAAAGAUAAGAUAGAAACGCUUCCCUAUCUGGAAUUACGAGAGAAUGCUCAUAGCCACGGCCACGACCACAGUCACAGUCACAGUCACGGCAGUGAAGGUCACGAGUAUCACGAGCCUUCAGAGCUUGAAGAAGGUAACUCUUCAACAGCACCGGGCGCUGAGGACUUGGAGAGCGCACCGUUGCUAGCCCACCGCAAGUCACAAGGAAUUCUUCACUAUUUUACCACGGCAAAAGAAGUGGACGACCAAUUACUCGGAGAAUGUAAAGGAUACACUUCCGCAGAGCUCUGUCUUCAUGACCAGACCAAGGACAAGCCACACUUUUGCGAGAUUCCAACGAUUCGCAAGAACGAGGACGAGGAGAGCCUGGCGCUGGCGCUGGCACAGUCCGAAGAGAACGGAGCCGAUAAGGCAGCUCACCAAAAUGACCUUCAUGAUCACCAGAACCACCAUGACUAUAAUGGUGACCAUAACCAUGACUUGACGUUUGCACGUUCCGUGUCUGAAGUGCACUCUCACCACGGCAGACUGGAACACCACCACCAUCACGUCAACUCUCCCCUUUCCAGGCUUAUGCUUAUUGGUGUUCAAACGAUCUUGGCCAUUACGCUCCACAAGUUCCCAGAGGGGUUCAUCACUUAUAUAACCGCAGAAACAGACCCUCAGCUUGGCGUGUCUAUUUUCCUCAGUCUUUUGAUUCACAACUUUACCGAAGGCUUCUCUAUGUGCUUGCCUUUAUACUACUCGUUUGCAUCUGGAAAAGCGUACUGGGGUGCCAAGGCGAAAGCUGUGAGCAUCAGUGCUAUAUUGGGUGGCUUGUCGCAGCCUUUGGGGGCUCUCGGAGGGUUGAUUUUCUUACAAGCGAAUCACGCAGGCAACUCGGAUAUCGAUAUCGACAAACUCAACUACAUCUUUGGCAUUACAAUGGCAGUGACGUCUGGUUUUCUUUGUGUCAUUGCGUUAUCUAUGUACGGCUCUGCCGUGUCCUUCAGCGGGUCCCCCAACUUUGUCAUGAUCUGGUGCAUUGUGGGCAUGAGCAUCAUUGGACUUCUGUCGCUCAUACUCAAGGGGGAGUAA